CAAACAGUAAUCUUGCCUUCAACCAUGUCAAUGAGGCAGCAUUUCGAAACUUUGUCAAAUACUUGGAUCCAAAGUUCCACGUGAAGUCCGCCAGAACAAUGGUUAGAGCAAAACUUCCUCUUCUCAACCAAUUGGUCAAGGAGGCAGUGACGAACAAGAUUGUAACAGAUCUAAAAGACAAUGCCGUUGGUGUAGCUUUCACAACUGAUUUGUGGUCAUCAAAAAACUUCGAUCCAUUCCUUGGUUUGACACUUCACUAUAUCUCAAAGAACUGGACCCUAGGGAAGCUGCUGGAAGUGCAGAGGGUAGACAUACAUCUCAAAACAUUGCUGAACUUCUUGACAAGACAAUUAGUGAGAUUGUAGGCUUUCCAUCAAAUGUCCACAAGACCUGCACAAGUUAUAAUGCAGCUAAUAUGCUAGCAGCCAUCCCAAAACUGACAGAAGAAAUUCAGGAGGGCCUUGGGUGUGUUGACCAUAUACUUAACCUUGUGGUGACUGAGUGUCUCGGCAUCCCUGAAGUAAAGUAUGCUGUUGAUGCAUUCAAGAAAUUGUCGUCCAGAACUCACAAAAGCAGCAUUGCUCAACAGAGGAUUAAGAAAGAGUGUGUCAGGAUAAACAAUCAAUCUAAGGACGAUACAAACAUUGAAACUGUUGAAUUUGUCAAAAUCAUUGCACCUGUUGAAACCCGUUGUAAUUCCAUCUUGAUGAUGAUGCGAUCCAUUUUAAAGUUGAGGCCAGCUCUUGAGAGGAUCAGAGAGAACUUCAGCAAGGGAACUAAUCCCAAGUUAAGAGAAAAAAUCCCUACAUCAGAGGAAUUUGAACAGGUGAAUGAGUUAGAUUUUUUUCCGAAUUAUUAAAAUUCGUUAUUCCCGUUAAUUCCGAAUAUU
Molecule: messenger RNA, 889 nt
Organism: Hydra vulgaris (swiftwater hydra)
Lineage: Eukaryota; Metazoa; Cnidaria; Hydrozoa; Anthoathecata; Hydridae
Source: RefSeq, a predicted model, not a curated record